GACAAUCCAAAAUUUUGUAUAGAAAAAUUGGUGUGUCUUCUGUGUUUUUGAGAGAGAGGGAGAGAGAGAGAAGUUGAUGAUGCUAUUGCUGAUGCACUCGUUUUAGACUCUUUAGGAGGAACAGAGCCAAUCUCAUAAACGACAGAACCGAUAUACAUGUAAGGCCGGCUAUAUAUCUAUUUAUAUAUUAUACAUAUAGGCCUCUCUCUCUCGCCAUAUAAAGAUUAUAGGGACAUGGAAAUAGACUGCUGAGAGGGAUAUACACAAACAGCCGAGUAUCUAUAGUUUUUCUUAUUUGUGAAACUGACUCAGAAAGUGGGGGUGGUGGAGUUGAGUAGGACAGCAGUAGCAGUAGCAAUGGAGUUGGUUUUGUCAGUGAACAACUGUGCUGUAUUCCUUUUAUGCUCUUUGGUCUCUCUUCUGGUGUUGAAAUGGCUUCUCAAGAAUGUCAAUUGGUUGCUCUAUGAAACCAAGUUGGGUGAUAAGCAAUACUCUUUGCCUCCUGGUGACUUGGGCUGGCCUUUCCUUGGCAACAUGUGGACCUUUCUCAGAGCCUUCAAGUCCUCUGAUCCUGACUCUUUCAUUUCUACCUUUGUUUCCAGGUUUGGCCAUACAGGAAUCUAUAAGGCCUUCAUGUUUGGUAAUCCAAGUGUCAUUGUCACAACGCCCGAAACUUGUAAGCGAGUGCUGACAGAUGAUGAUGCAUUCAAGCCUGGUUGGCCUCGUUCAACUGUGGAACUCAUUGGAAAGAAAUCUUUCAUUGGAAUUUCUUUUGAAGAACACAAGCGGUUGAGGAAGUUGACAGCUGCACCAGUGAAUGGUCAUGAGGCAUUGUCAAUGUACAUUGAAUACAUUCAAGAUAAUGUGGUGGCUUCCUUGGAGAAAUGGUCUAACAUGGGACAGAUUGAAUUCUUGACUGAGCUUAGAAAGCUCACUUUUCGGAUUAUUAUGUACAUUUUUCUAAGCUCAGAGAGUGAGCCUGUGAUGGAGGCUUUGGAGAGGGAAUACACUAUUCUUAAUUAUGGAGUUAGAGCCAUGGCCAUUAACAUUCCUGGAUUUGCUUACCAUAAAGCACUCAAGUCCCGGAGAAAACUUGUAGCUGUGUUUCAAUCAAUUGUGGAUGAGAGAAGAGCUCAAAAGAAGGUCAGCAUAGCCACAACAAAGAAGAAAGAUAUGAUGGAUGCUUUGCUAGAUGUUGAAGAUGAAAAUGGAAGAAAACUGAGUGAUGAGGAGAUCAUCGAUGUUUUGUUAAUGUACUUGAAUGCAGGCCAUGAGUCUUCUGGUCAUACUAUAAUGUGGGCUGCUAUUUUCCUUGAACAACACCCUGAAAUUCUGCAAAAGGCCAAGGAAGAGCAAGAAGAGAUUAUAAAGAAAAGGCCAUCGACACAGAAAGGAUUGACUCUUAAAGAAAUUCGAGAAAUGCAGUUUCUUUCUGAUGUUAUCGAUGAAACACUUCGCAUGAUAACAUUCUCACUCACUGUUUUCCGCGAGGCCAAGCGUGAUGUGAACAUAAGUGGCUACACUAUCCCCAAAGGCUGGAAAGUCUUGGUCUGGUUUAGAAGUGUUCAUUCUGAUCCUGAAAUAUAUCCAAAUCCAAAGGAGUUCAAUCCUGGAAGAUGGAAGGGUUAUACACCAAAAGCAGGAUCUUUCCUUCCCUUUGGAGCUGGCAGCAGAUUGUGUCCAGGAAAUGAUUUAGCUAAGUUGGAAAUCUCUAUUUUCCUCCACUAUUGUCUGCUCAAUUAUCGGGUGAAUAGGGUUAAUCCAGGAAGUCCAGUGAUGUACUUGCCUCAUUCUAGGCCUAAAGACAAUUGCUUGGCUAAAGUUGUGAAAUGCCCAUCUUCACAUAUUUAAUAAGAGAGACAAAGAGAGAAUGAACACAUUAUUACUCCAUAUGAUGGAUUAAGAUAGAAUAAAAGUUCUUUGUUUUCUUCA
Molecule: messenger RNA, 1932 nt
Organism: Humulus lupulus (European hop)
Lineage: Eukaryota; Viridiplantae; Streptophyta; Magnoliopsida; Rosales; Cannabaceae
Product: ent-kaurenoic acid oxidase 2-like
Exons: 10
Coding region: 358-1851 (497 amino acids)
Biological process (GO): brassinosteroid homeostasis; sterol metabolic process; multicellular organism development
Cellular component (GO): endoplasmic reticulum
Molecular function (GO): heme binding; ent-kaurenoic acid monooxygenase activity; iron ion binding
Source: RefSeq, a predicted model, not a curated record